AGUAUGUGAUUUGCACAUUUAUGAUAAUGAGUUUGUUUUAUGAUCACAAGCAGGUGGCUGAAAUGGGAAAAGAAAUCGUUGGGAUCAUCAGGGGUUGCAUCAAAGUCGUUUCUUGUGGUAAAAACAUCACGAGGCCUAGCAAUGAAGAUUCCGAUCUUAAAUUCAAACCCAUUUGCACCAAACUUGCUUACAUUCUUGGCCUUAGAGUUUCCGCUUCACACAGGAGAAAAGGUAUUGGUCUGAAACUAGUUAACAGAAUGGAAGAAUGGUUUCGAAGAAAUGGUGCAGAGUACUCAUACAUGGCUACUGAGCUUGACAACAAAGCUUCACUAAACCUUUUCACCCAAAAAUGCUACUACACCAAAUUUCGUACCCCUUCAAUUUUGGUCCAACCGGUCUUUGCUCACCGAGUCAAAACUCACCGCAAUCAAGUCACCAUUAUUGAACUCACCCCACCGGAGGCUGAGACCCUCUACCGCCGCCAAUUCUCCGCCACCGAGUUUUUUCCUCAGGACAUUGAUAGAAUUGUGGAAAACAAGCUCAAUGUUGGUACAUUUUUAGCUGUCCCAACCGAGUUUUUGUGGACGGGUUUGGAAAGGUUUCUAUCCAAGCCGCCCGAGUCAUGGGCUGUUUUGAGUGCAUGGAAUUGUAAGGAGGUGUUUACAUUGGAAAUCAAAGGUGCAUCGCUUGCACGGCGCUUGGCUGCCAAGGCAACUCGCAUGGUGGAUAGGGCGCUGCCUUGGCUGAGGAUACCUUCGGUCCCCAAUAUUUUCAGGCCAUUUGGGUUGCUUUUCCUGUAUGGGUUAGGAGGACAAGGGCCACGCGCAGAUAAGCUGGCAAAGGUGCUUUUUGGCCAUGCACAUAACGUAGCUAGGGAAUUGAGCUGUGGGGUGUUGGUGACUGAAGUAGCCGACCAAGAACCGUUGAGGUUAGCAGUACCACAUUGGAAGUGGCUAUCGUGCGCCGAGGAUGUGUGGUGCAUCAAGAGGCUUGUUGAGGACUAUAGUGAUGGGUCACUUGGGGACUGGACCAAAUCUCCACCCGGGUUAUCAAUUUUUGUUGAUCCAAGGGAAUUCUAGUAAUGGAGGCAAAUUUU
Molecule: messenger RNA, 1096 nt
Organism: Rosa rugosa (rugosa rose)
Lineage: Eukaryota; Viridiplantae; Streptophyta; Magnoliopsida; Rosales; Rosaceae
Product: probable N-acetyltransferase HLS1-like
Exons: 2
Coding region: 21-1079 (352 amino acids)
Molecular function (GO): acyltransferase activity, transferring groups other than amino-acyl groups
Source: RefSeq, a predicted model, not a curated record